CAUUUUCUCAUAACAUUACUUUUCACUUCAUCAAAAGUAACAACAUAACUUACUAGAGCUCCCUAGAGAAAAUCCAAAUAUGGCUUCCAUUUUCAAUGCCUCAAACUCACUUUUCCUUUGCUUGAUUCUUGUUUCUAUCUCACAAUUUUUGGUUAUCAAUUGUACUGAAUUUCGAGUUGGAGGUAGAAAUGGUUGGGUUGUCCCUACCUCAAAGGACUCCGAUGAAAUGUAUAACCAAUGGGCUUCCCAAAAUCGGUUCAAAAUCGACGAUACUAUUCAUUUCAAGUACGAUAAGGACUCAGUGAUGAUGGUGAGUGAAGGGGAAUACGAAAAGUGCAAAUCGGAUCGUCCGCUGUUUUUCGAAAACAAUGGGAAUACCACUUACAAAUUUGAACGACCGGGAAUGUUCUACUUCAUUAGUGGUGUUAGUGGACAUUGUACAAGGGGACAGAAAAUGGUGAUCAAGGUUUUGGAUAUUGAACCAAUUAUAGCACAAUCACCACAAUCUGCAAAUGAGACUGCAUCAAUAGCACACUCUAAAGCUACUCAAAUGGAUGCUAUUAGUGUCACAGUAUUCACACUCUUUGUUCUUUCAUUCAUUGGCAUGGUUUAUGUUUGAAGCAUUACUAGUUCUUAGUCUAUUAGGUUAGGUUAUGAGUAUGGUCUAAUUCUAGGUGGUUUGUUUUGUUGAGUUUUGU
This is a messenger RNA of Vicia villosa (hairy vetch), 698 nucleotides long. Its product is annotated as early nodulin-like protein 5. The transcript has 2 exons. The coding region runs from base 80 to 619 and encodes 179 amino acids. Gene Ontology annotation, cellular component: plasma membrane. NCBI's taxonomy places the organism in Eukaryota, Viridiplantae, Streptophyta, Magnoliopsida, Fabales, Fabaceae. Gene Ontology annotation, molecular function: electron transfer activity. The record is from RefSeq and is a predicted model, not a curated record.